Thlaspi arvense is the source of this 486-nucleotide messenger RNA. Lineage: Eukaryota; Viridiplantae; Streptophyta; Magnoliopsida; Brassicales; Brassicaceae. The record is from the annotation of a GenBank genome assembly.
AUGAGUUACUACGUCGACUACAGGAAUCAUGGGUCACGAGCUACAAAAACCUACAUCAGGCAACCCAGAUGCCGGUCCAGACAUCUGAGGGAGCAAGUUCCAAAACCAAUUUCUUUUGGUCAAGACGGAACAGUCGUAUACCCUUUCAUGGAUGAGAAUGAACAUCAAUACUUUAAUGUAUGUUCUUGCGCUGCUUGCAUGGAAGAUUUCUAUGAGUUUUACGAAAAAAUCCGCAAGAGACGAAGAAAAAAGAAAGAUUCCCUUUAUAAGAGAUAUCUCGAGGGCGAUCCCACUGUUAGACCGUUAGGUGAUGGCAAAUAUUAUUUUAUUAUCAAAUACUGGGAGAAAUGGAAAGAACAUAAAAUCAUGAUGAUGCAAGCAAACAAUUUCCCUCCAUAUGAGGAUUUCACCAAAGACGAUAUCGCUCAUAGUCCGAAGAUCCUCAUAAGAGCCAUCAAUUCUUCUAGACCUGACCAGCUAAGCUAA